AUGGUCCGCUCCAGCUUGCUGCUGCUGCCCGCGGGCGCGCUGCUGCUCGCCAGCCCCCCCCCCUUCGCCGCUGCGCAGUCGCCCCUCGAUAUUCUCACCAGCGCUUUGACGGACAUCGGAAGGGCCAUUUCGCUGCCUUUCUACGCAGUUUUGCCGGGCUGGCCCUUCGACAGGGAGACACCCGGAGACAGGGCCGCAGCGCCCCCCACGCGCCCCGCCCCCGGCCAACAGAGCCGCAGGGAAAAGAGAACAGCAGCAGCAGCAGCAGCAGCAGCAGAAGAGACUGCAGCAAAGGAGCCGCAGGAGGCCUCGGAAGAGCAGCAGCAAGCAGCAGCAGAGCAGCAGCAGCAACGGACUGUAGUUGAAGGAGCAGCAGCAGAUGCAGCGCAGCAGCGCUCUGUAGAAGCCCCCGAAAGCGAGAGGGAGAGAGAGCAGCAGCAGCAGCAAAAAGAGAAGGAGCAGCAGCAGCAGCAAAAAGAGAAGGAACAGCAGCAGCAGCAACGAGAGAAAGAACAGCAGCAGCAGCAACGAGAGAAGGAGCAGCAGCAGCAGCAAAAGGAGAAGGAACAGCAGCAGCAGCAAAAGGAGAAGGAACAGCAGCAGCAGCAAAGAGAGAAGGAACAGCAGCAGCAGCAAAGAGAAAAGGAACAGCAGCAGCAGCAGAAAGAGAAGGAACAGCAGCAGCAGCAGAAAGAGAAGGAACAGCAGCAGCAGCAGAAAGAGAGGGAGAGGGAAGAGCAGCAGCAAGAAAGAGAGGGGGAGAGAAAGGAGCAGCAGAAGCAAAGGGAGAGAGAAGAGCAGCAGCAGCAAAAGGAGAGAGAGCAGCAGCAGCAAAAGGAGAGAGAGCAGCAGCAAAAGGAGAGAGAAGAGAAGCAGCAGCAAAAGGAGAGAGAAGAGAAGCAGCAGCGAAGAGAACGUGAGAGAGAAGAGCAGCAGCAGCAAAGAGCAGACAGCCAACGUGAGGCCGAAGCAGCAGCAGCAGAACCUGCUGCUGCAGCAGCAAGCACAAAUGCCUUUUUAGAAGCAACGCGAAGCUCCGCUGCCUCCCCGGAAGCCGACCGUGCUGCUGCUGCUGCUGCUGCUGCAGAGUCCACAGAGCGAAAAGCAGCAAAAGCAGCAGCAGCAGCAGCAGCAGCAGCAGCAGCGGGGGCGGAAAAGACGAUAAAUGUGGCAGAGGAAGCAGAGCAGCAGGCCGAGCCUGCACAGCCACCGGAGCAGCAGCAGCAGCAGCAGCAGCAGCAGCAGCGGGUGGAGAAGUAG
Molecule: messenger RNA, 1260 nt
Organism: Eimeria necatrix
Lineage: Eukaryota; Apicomplexa; Conoidasida; Eucoccidiorida; Eimeriidae
Exons: 2
Coding region: 1-1260 (419 amino acids)
Source: RefSeq, a predicted model, not a curated record